AUGUCGUUGCAGGUGCACCAAGACAGUGGUUACCGCUUGGCGGGUACAACCGCAGCCCCUGACGACGCAGUCGCCUUGGAUCGGGUCGCCUUGGCCUUCCUGCGUGGCGAGCAAAGCAGAGAAGCCAGUGACAGAACGAACGACAGCGACGUCGCCUUCAAGAAAUACAAAGGUCCACCUGAACGUGCUGCUGCCUACGACUCUUUGCUCGCCUUCGACCAUUGUCUUCGAAUCAUGCAUGAUGAUUCCGGCUUGCAGGCUUUCCUGCCAAAAGAAGGCGAAGGUCAGGAGGCAGAGGACUUGCGGCACAAACCCAUUCUUUCUAUCACAUCGGACCACGGCUCCGAGCAAGAGUCAGCCCGAUGGUUUCUUCUUUACGAACUCGGGUGUCGCGGGCUGUUUCUGUACGACGUGCGGCAUCAACUGCACAGGGAGUUUGAAAAUGCCACGAACCUUGCAGGCAUGCGAAGCAAGAUGAAAAUGGCACAAGCCAUACUUUCUUAUUGCAGGGGGCCCUACAAAGGCGCCAAGUGGUUUCGCGUCCUCCAAGAAGAGGCCUUCGACUUCGCGAAGACCCUGGCCUUGGCUCAGGACGGCGCUGGGGAGGUCCUGCUGAAAGCCAUCGCACCCCGGGUGGCCCGGGAGAAGGGCUUGAGUGCGGAAGAGUGCAGUCCGAAGGCUCUUCUCAAGAUGCUUGAGGAAGCUCGCUUCCUCCGGUCGUACACCGGCAGCGGCAACUUCUCACGCUGGGACGAGUUUCACUCCGCAUGGCGGAGCCGCCGAGACGAGAGCGGGCUGCUGCUGCUCAUGCAGUCUUACUGCCUGCGAGCUGGCAUUUUGAAAGGGUCGUCUUCGGGUGUCGACUUCGCCUUCGGUGUCGCGGAAGCGGCGGCCGCCGCCUCUGCAACGGCCAAGGCGGAGAAGGAAGGCUCCAAGACCAUGAAGGAAGCCAAGGCCGCGACCACUGCCUUGUACAACAGGUGCAAGAACAAGUUCCACGUGGUCUGUCUGCUUCUCAUGGACUUGGACCUCAUGACCGCCUUGAACAGCUGGCAUGCAAUCACUUUUCCUCUGUCCAGACAGUUGAACACUUUGCGUAAAGAAGUCGGGGGAAGGCAAGGCGCUUUGGCCAUGUGGCGUUCGUUCGCCUUGGGAGACUGGAUUUCCGUUGUCUCUGAAAUGCACGACGCCAUGAAAUGCACGACGCCAUUUUCGAUGCCGAUCUUCAUCGUCGCCUUGGCCUUCUAA
This is a messenger RNA of Symbiodinium sp. CCMP2592, 1248 nucleotides long. The record is from the annotation of a GenBank genome assembly. Lineage: Eukaryota; Dinophyceae; Suessiales; Symbiodiniaceae.